Cygnus atratus (black swan) is the source of this 1092-nucleotide messenger RNA. It is a transcript of the gene PTPN7, whose product is annotated as protein tyrosine phosphatase non-receptor type 7. The record is from RefSeq and is a predicted model, not a curated record. Gene Ontology annotation, biological process: protein dephosphorylation. The coding region runs from base 1 to 1092 and encodes 363 amino acids. Gene Ontology annotation, molecular function: protein tyrosine phosphatase activity. The transcript has 9 exons. Lineage: Eukaryota; Metazoa; Chordata; Aves; Anseriformes; Anatidae.
AUGGUACAGACCUGCUUGGUGUGCUCCGGAGUUCAUAAGGGCAGCCUGACCCCGCGGGCAGCCAGGGGGGACAUGGAGAGGACGGAGAAGCCCAGCCCGUCCGCUAAGAAACACGUGCGGCUCCAGGAGAGGAGGGGCUCCAACGUGUCGCUGAUGCUGGACAUGAGCUCGCUGGGCAGCGUGGAGCCCAUCCAGCCCGUCUGCACGCCGCGGGACAUCACGCUGCAGUUCCUGCGGACGUCCAGCCGCGUGCUGAGCAAGGAGGAGCUGCAGCAGCGCGCCCAGAGCCUGGCCCAGCUCCAGGAGGAGUUUUCGAAAAUCCCACCCAACUUCGUCAGUCCGGAGGAGCUGGAGAUCCCUGGACAUGCCUCCAAGGACAGAUACAAAACCAUCCUCCCCAAUCCCGAGAGCCGGGUCUGCCUCAGGAGGGCAGGGAACCAGGAGGAAGACAGCUACAUAAAUGCCAACUACAUCACGGGCUACGCAGGGCGCCCCCGGGAGUACAUUGCCACCCAGGGGCCCAUGCCGAACACCGUGACCGACUUCUGGGAGAUGGUGUGGCAGGAGGAAGCGCCCCUCAUCGUCAUGAUAACCAAGCUGGAGGAGCGCAAAGAGAAAUGCGUCCACUACUGGCCUGAGAAGGAAGGCACCUACGGCCCCUUCACCAUCCGUGUGCAGGGGGUGAGCGAGUGCGUGGAGUACCUGGUCCGGGACCUCUCCAUCCAGCUGCAAGGUGAACGCCGCCAGGUCAAACACAUCCUCUUCCCUUCCUGGCCGGACCAGCAGACACCCGAGUCAGCCAAGCCCCUGCUGCACUUGGUGUCCAAGGUGGAAGAGACGCUGCAGGCUGCGGCCAGCCCGGGGCCCAUCAUUGUGCACUGCAGCGCAGGCAUCGGCCGGACGGGCUGCUUCAUCGCCACCAGGAUCGGGUGCCAGCAGCUGAAGGACACAGGAGAGGUGGACAUCCUGGGCAUCGUAUGCCACCUCCGCAUUGACAGGGGCGGGAUGAUCCAGACGAGCGAGCAGUACCAGUUCCUCCAUCACACUCUAGCUCUGUACGCUUCCCAGCUGCCGGAGGAGGGAGGCCGCUAG